Conger conger (European conger) is the source of this 1527-nucleotide messenger RNA. RefSeq names its product SH3 domain binding glutamate-rich protein like (gene sh3bgrl). The coding region runs from base 193 to 540 and encodes 115 amino acids. NCBI's taxonomy places the organism in Eukaryota, Metazoa, Chordata, Actinopteri, Anguilliformes, Congridae. The transcript is spliced from 4 exons. The record is from RefSeq and is a predicted model, not a curated record. Gene Ontology annotation, cellular component: cytoplasm.
GGGAGGAGAGACGUAGAAUUGAAACACAACCAGUUAGCGAGUUUGCAAGCUAAACUGCUCUUCAACAGAAAAACGACGCUGCGAGAAAUACUUUUUGGAGAAAGUCGUUUUCAUUUCAGUUUUAAAUUCCUUAUUAUUGCAACAAAAAAUAGCUAAAGAGAUUUAUUGCACAAUUAUCUGAGAGGGAUAAAAAUGGUUAUUAAAGUUUUCAUAGCAUCCUCCUCAGGAUCUACUUCGAUCAAGAAGCAGCAGCAGGAUGUCAUGGGCUUCCUUGCAGCCAACAAGAUAGAGUUUGAGGAGUGCGAUAUCGCAGCAGACGAGGACAACAGGAAGUGGAUGCGGGAGAACGUUCCGGAAGAUUCCAGGCCUGCCACGGGGAACCCUCUUCCCCCACAGAUCUUCAAUGAGGCACAGUACUGUGGGAAUUACGAGGCUUUCUUCGAUGCCAGGGAAGACAAUGCUGUGUAUGCGUUCUUAGGCCUGACUGCCCCUCCAGGAUCAAAGGAAGCAGAAGCCCUUGCCAGAGCAGCACAGCAGUAGCCAGGAAAUGCCUUUCCCCAUCCUUAGCACCCUCUCCUGUCAGCCUUUAGUACUGCAGCUUGACAAAAAAAAUGCAACUGUGCUGUCUGGUGCAGCCAAACAUUCGCAUCCUUAAUUUUAUUCCACAACUUUCUCCCAUAAUUUUGAUCAUCGUUUGCUAUAGAUAUUGUUAAAUCAUUAUGUCAGUGCUUCAUCAACCGUGUCAGAAUUGUGACAGAAGGUGACAACAUGAAAUUUAAAAUGAAUUGUUUGUUCUACUGAGUCUCGUUUUGUGCCACAAAUGUCAGCCAGAUUUAGUGUGAACAGGCUUCUCUGUCGCUGUUGAGAACCAUGUGUUUAACAUGUUUACAGUAGUGUCCUCAGCCAUUAACCAUCCAUGCCUGAACGUAUUACACAUUAUAUUGUUUCUGCCGUAUAGUUUGACAAAGAAUAUACUGUCUGCGCCAAAUAAAUGUGUGAGAAGUAUAUGAAGGGUACCAAUGCAAAAAGUCUGUAUACCUUAAUGUCUUAACAUGCAAUUUUCUGUUCUUUUUUGUAUUUGCACCUUUUUCCAUUAACAGGCAGAUAAAAGGAAAUAAAAUAGCCAAAAAUGCCAAAAAUACUGUUAUUAAAGGAAGCAUGGGCAUGAAAUAAUCCAGCUAUUUUGUUGCUACACACAUUCUUGGUUAUGUGUCUUUUGGGAAGAAAAUACUUUGGUACGACUCUAACCCAAAAUGUUUGUUUAUUGGAUGUACAGUAAUAAUAAUAGUAAUAGGAGUCUACUUUAAUAUUCACAUCUAAGAGAAAUACUGAGUUGAAUAUUUGGCAAUAAAACAUGUGUCCAUAUCAAGCAUUUUGUACCCCAUGCAAUGUUUUUGGUUAUUUUUGGGAUAAGUACAAAAAAUGCUUGUGGCUAUAAAAUCGUAUGAUGCUUCCACUCCUCUGCUUGUUGUCGGUGAAAUGUUUUAUUUUAUGAAUGUUUAUAAAGAAAUAAAUAUGAAAAACGUU